AUGUCUGGCUAUAGCAAUAGCCGUCGCGCACCGAAUGUGUCGCAGUACAUUCAUGGCUUGAACACCAUCCCGGCGCCCGGCCAUGAGCUGCCCAACGACAUCGCGCACAUUGGCGACGACCUUGACUUUCUCGCCCACGCCGACUUCUUCGACUUCGACAGCUUCAACCCGAACAAUGUCGAGUUCAAUACCAAUACGAACCGCUCGCCGCCGAAUGGCGAGCAGAAGCAUCCGAGUGUGGUGAAUGGUCCUCCUGCCUACCAAUUUGGCGAAUUCCAGACUUACCCUUCCACUGUGAGCUCCUCACCGGCCGCUGGUCUUCAUGGCCAGUACCCACCGCGGCCGCACCACCAGCUGGCCUUCGCCCCACAGCCGGGCAGCAAGCGCAAGGCCAGUGUUGCGAAUUCCGUCCCAUCUGCCGCCGACUUGGAAGAGAAUUCCCGCAUGGCAGCUGAGGAAGACAAGCGCCGUCGCAACACCGCCGCUUCCGCCCGCUUCCGCAUCAAGAAGAAGCAGCGUGAGCAAGCCCUCGAGAAAGCCACGAAGGAGAUGACCGAUAAGGUCAACGCGCUUGAGGGCAAGGUCCAGCAGCUCGAGAUGGAGAACAAGUGGCUGAAGGGGCUGAUCACCGACAAGAACGAUGGCAAGCAGCUGGAGACGAUGCAGAAGGAGACGGACCACCGGAAAACGGAUGACAACACUGACGGCGUGGGUACAUUUGAGGAGGCCACUUUUGCGGCGUGA
Molecule: messenger RNA, 744 nt
Organism: Saxophila tyrrhenica
Lineage: Eukaryota; Fungi; Ascomycota; Dothideomycetes; Mycosphaerellales; Extremaceae
Exons: 2
Coding region: 1-744 (247 amino acids)
Biological process (GO): regulation of transcription by RNA polymerase II
Cellular component (GO): nucleus
Molecular function (GO): RNA polymerase II transcription regulatory region sequence-specific DNA binding; DNA-binding transcription activator activity, RNA polymerase II-specific
Source: RefSeq, a predicted model, not a curated record